This is a messenger RNA of Papilio machaon (common yellow swallowtail), 1814 nucleotides long. RefSeq names its product stress-activated map kinase-interacting protein 1 (gene Sin1). Gene Ontology annotation, molecular function: phosphatidylinositol-4,5-bisphosphate binding. Bases 90 to 1673 code for a protein of 527 amino acids. The record is from RefSeq and is a predicted model, not a curated record. Gene Ontology annotation, biological process: TORC2 signaling. NCBI's taxonomy places the organism in Eukaryota, Metazoa, Arthropoda, Insecta, Lepidoptera, Papilionidae. Gene Ontology annotation, cellular component: cytoplasm; plasma membrane; TORC2 complex. The transcript is spliced from 6 exons.
UAUAAUUUAAAGCCGCAUAGUAUAAAAUCCAGAAUACAAACUACAAAUCAUUAUUAAAAUUAGCCUAAUCGAAUAUUUAUGCUUAGAAAAUGGCUACUUAUGAUAAUAAAGUAUGGCUCUUAAAGAAUAUUAGGGAAGCAUUUAUUGCGACCGAUGAUACAGGUUUGUGCGAUAUUGUUAUGGCUGGUGAAGAUUUUUCGAAGAUAUUUCAAAAUAAAGCCAUGGAAGAAAAAAAGAAAUACAAAGAGGGAAUCCUGUAUCAACCUAGCACCAGUAAGAUUAAAGAACUUAGUUCAGACUUUAGUGAUGAAAGGGAACUGGUGACACAAUUUGAUCCCUACCCUGAUAUGGAAGACAGUGAAGAAGAUGAUCUAGUUUGUGGUAGCUACAUACGUCACGAAGAUUUUUUGCCUCAUAGGCAAAGAUCAAACACUACAUUGUGGCUUGAUAAAAAAGAACAAGCAUUAAAGAAGGCAGCUAAAAUUAAAGUUAUAAAAUGGGAAGAUCCAACAACAAAACUUACUGCAGAACAAAUGGCAGAAACAUUUGCAAAGAUGGAGGUGAAACAGGUUGAAAAAAAGAAAUCACUAUUGGCUGAACAGUUAGAACAUUGCCCUGAUCUCCCUCACCGACAAUACCUUGAGUAUGCAAAGUUUGAUGGCACAGCACAAUUAGGUCUGCCUAUAAAAUCAUUUAAAAUCUUUAUGACAAUGCUGCCAGAAAAACAUCAAAACUAUCCACUGAUUGUGUGUGUUAUUGCCAGUGCCAAAAUUAAAGAUUUAAUAGGAUUUACAUGCUAUAAAUAUAGCAUUGAACAUCCAGAAAUAACUCUUGGAUCUGUGCAUGAAUAUGGACUUUGUAUUGCGGAAGAUGAUGGAGAAGUUGACUUGGCAUUUCCUUGCUUGGAUGCUAAUGAACCCUGCUCUAAAUUUGGUUUCACAUGCCUCGGUCUUAUUGAUUUAAAAACCAAGAUCAUUAUAGACCGAGCUACUGAUUCAAUUCCCGAUUAUUCAGUGAUGAGUGGGGCUUUUCAUGUAUUUCCAAAGGCAUCAGACUCGGGCCAAAGUCAUCAUAAUACAUCUAGACAUAACACAGGAGGCAGCUCAACUUCAGAAGCAGUUAGAAAUGCUAUCAGAGCUGUUAAUGAAGAAAGAAAAGCAGGUGGAUUAAAUAUAGACAAAAUGCAGUCUCAUAUAAUUGCAACGGAAGCACCACAAUGUAAAGCAUAUAAAGUGCAUCUGUUAAGAAAAGUACGAACAAAUACUCUGGUGCAGUUGGUGAUAUCAUUAGACAGGAUUGAAAUUGAACCUAUUGUAACACAUAAGCAUGCAUUUUGGUCAAGAUCUAAAUAUUUCCUGCACAGUAUAGACUCCGUGGCGUGGUGUCAGAUAUUGGAGUCAAAAGCCAACAAAACCACAUUUAGGAUAGUUUAUUCAAAUAGUCAUAACACAUCCUUAAAUGAUAGGACACCAGGUAACCCCAAUUUCUUUCAUCCAAACACAACAUACAAAUGUCAUGAUUUUGAAUGUGAUCAUGAGAUGGGAAAAGAAAUUGUAGAGAAAAUAAACACAAUCCUAGAUCUCAGGAAUAGUCCGUGUCGUCGAGAGUAUAAGACUGCAAAAGAGAAAAAAUUACAAAGUAGAAGAAGUUUUCAUACAAAGCAGACAAGUUGAGUUCUGAAGGCUGUUUAUACUGUAAAUAUAAACUAUUUAAAGUUCCUGAACAAUGUAAUAAUUUUGAAAUGACUGAAGUGUAUUUCACACACAACAAUAACUGCCACAUUUACAUAUACCUUUUGUUAAUUUAUCAAAUAG